This is a messenger RNA of Corapipo altera (White-ruffed manakin), 1480 nucleotides long. It is a transcript of the gene ISCU, whose product is annotated as iron-sulfur cluster assembly enzyme. Gene Ontology annotation, biological process: intracellular iron ion homeostasis; iron-sulfur cluster assembly. Bases 30 to 512 code for a protein of 160 amino acids. Gene Ontology annotation, cellular component: mitochondrial matrix; cytoplasm. The transcript has 5 exons. Lineage: Eukaryota; Metazoa; Chordata; Aves; Passeriformes; Pipridae. The record is from RefSeq and is a predicted model, not a curated record. Gene Ontology annotation, molecular function: 2 iron, 2 sulfur cluster binding; ferrous iron binding.
UGCCGUGCUCCGCCCGCCCCUCAGUCAAGAUGGCGGCGCUGAGGGCGGCGGGGGCGGUGCUGCUGCGGCCCCGGGCCGGGUCCGCCCCGGCCGCGCUGGGCUAUCACAAAAAGGUGGUGGAUCACUACGAGAACCCGCGCAACGUCGGCUCCCUCGACCGCAACGCCAAGAACGUGGGCACCGGCCUGGUGGGCGCCCCGGCCUGCGGCGACGUCAUGAAGCUACAGGUGGAGGUGGACGAGAACGGCAAGAUCGUGGACGCCCGGUUCAAAACGUUCGGGUGCGGCUCGGCCAUCGCCUCCAGCUCGCUGGCCACCGAGUGGGUCAAAGGGAAAACGGUUGACGAAGCGCUGAAAAUCAAGAACACGGAUAUUGCCAAGGAACUCUGCCUUCCCCCUGUCAAACUGCACUGCUCCAUGCUGGCUGAAGACGCCAUCAAGGCCGCCCUGGCUGAUUACAAACUGAAGCAGGAUCCCAACAAAGAAUCCGAGAAAAAAGCCAACAAUGCCUGAACUGACUGCGGAGCUUUUCCUCCUUCCUCCUCACUUUGCAGUGCAAUUCCCGAGCUGUAGUAGGACCCAGUGCACUACUCAAGCUGUAAGAUACGCACAAGUUACGCACAACGUGUCCCUGGUGGUGUCCAGCCACUCCAUAGUGCUCACACGGCCGGGAUGGGGGGGCUCUGUCCCCACUGGAAUGCCACGGGAAGACUCUGCUCCAGAGAGAAAACCCUGCUGGCCGGUACUGGAAGGGCUGCACUUUUUCUUUUUUUUUUUUUUUUGGGGGGGGAAGAUAUCUAGUUUUGCCUAAUAUUUUAUGGAGUUUAAUGGGAAGCAUUGCCUUGGUGUUGUAUGUGUGUGUGAGCUGUGCUCAGCCCGUGUCCCACUGAGCUGGGGUUGGUUUUUCAAUCUGGGUGCAAAUUCCUGCUCUUGGAGUUCUGGGAGCCUUCAGCAGGUGCCAAAGGGCAAGUAGCGGCCAGGGAGCACAGACCUGCUGGCUUCUGCUCCCAUCCUGUCACCACUUAAAUUUUUUCAAGCUCCUGUUAAAAGAACAGCUGGAAUUUUGGGGUGUUUUCUCUAAGAAUUCUACCCUUGCCCUGGCCAAGUGCUCUGUUACAGCUGUAAAUGCUGGGCUAAGGGAAGGUGUCCCUGACGAAGGCAGGGAGUUGUAACUGGAUGAGCUUUAAGAUCCCUCCCAGCCCAAAGCAUUUCAGGAUUCUAUGAAAUACCCCCUCAGACUGGAACCCAGUGGGGAAUAGUGGAGCUGGGAUAUGGAGCUGAGGGGGAGCUCCCAGGAUUCCUCUUUUCCAGGGGAAAAGACACUGGAAACACACUGGAAACACACAGGCAGAAAACACACUGGAAAACUUCACAUCUUUAGCUUCUCACUCCCUCAAAACACUUCACUUCCCUUUCUUCUUACUGAAGGUGUUGUUAAACGUUUAAAACCACAUUUAAAAAACAAUCGGUUCAUUCUGGUA